Etheostoma spectabile (orangethroat darter) is the source of this 4030-nucleotide messenger RNA. It is a transcript of the gene clptm1l, whose product is annotated as CLPTM1 like. The record is from RefSeq and is a predicted model, not a curated record. The transcript is spliced from 18 exons. NCBI's taxonomy places the organism in Eukaryota, Metazoa, Chordata, Actinopteri, Perciformes, Percidae. The coding region runs from base 373 to 2031 and encodes 552 amino acids. Gene Ontology annotation, cellular component: membrane; endomembrane system.
AGAACUCAACCAGGAAGCGAAUGGCGGAAAUUUCUAUGGGAAAUUUAGAUCCACCUCACCAGAGCCAUAGAGAUCACCCUGUACCUCACCACUCACGCUUUCAGCUAGCAGUUUUUAGGUCAGAUCCGUUUUUGUCCUGAAUGGAGAGGCCAGCCGAGUAGACAGCAGAUGCCUCCAGCCCAGAACGGUGGAUGAUUUCGAAGAAACGAUGCCGUCGCGUCUAACUACCCGGCAGGAUCGGUAAGGUGUAUGGACGGAUAGCCUGCUGAGAGAGUCCUGUCACUGACAGCCUGCCACAUUAAACACCGACAUAUGGCCCUGCUCCUCAGCUAACCGAGGGAGACGACGUGAAAAGACGACCAAACUAGCAUCAUGUUCUUGAAAACAUCUUUCACCACUGUGAUUGUGGGGGUGUUUGUGGUGUACGUGCUCCACACCUGCUGGGUGAUGUACGGGAUAGUGUACACUAAACCCUGCGACAGCCCCAAAGGUGACAACUGUAUCACACCCUUCUUGGCAGGGAACCCAAAACUACAGUUGAGUAUCUACACUGCACUGCAGCCCAAUGCAGAGGGAGGACAUACUUUGAUCUACAAAGAGGAACAAUUUGAUAUCAAGAGCAAGUUUGAGAGAAUAGUAAAUGUCUCCCUUCCUAAGAAGACCCGCAACAAUGGAACUUUAUAUGCGCUAAUAUUUGUCCAUCAAGCUGGCGUCACUCCGUGGCAGGAUCCACAACAGGUCCACUUGGUGGCACAGCUUACCACAUACAUGGUCCCUAAACUGCCUGAAAUCUCCUUGAUAUCUGGCGAGGAUCAAACACAGAGUCAGAAAGAAGAAGCCCUGCAGGAGAGACGUGAUGGUGACCCUACAGCAGGGGGUGGAGCUGGUCCCACUUCCAAGGCCGAACACCCAGUUUCUCACUGGCGCACUCGCCUGACACUCAACAUUGUCAGCGACCACUUCCUGUUUGACAGAGAAUACCUGCCUAGUGAUGUCCACAGAUACCUCAGAGUAUUCCAAAAUGGUAAGAAGAUAGUUUAUCUACCUCUGCUAUUUGUUGAUGAGCUCAGCAAUCGGGUCAAGGACCUUGUGGAGAUCAACAGUACCUCCAUGGAGCUCCCUCUGACCAUCUCCUAUGACUCUAUCUCUCUGGGGAGGCUACGAUUCUGGAUCCACAUGCAAGAUGCUGUUUUCUCUCUGCAACAGUUCGGUUUCACAGAAAAGGAUGCUGAUGAGAUUAAAGGAAUCUUCGUGGACACCAAUCUGUACUUCCUGGCUCUUACCUUCUUUGUAGCUGCCUUCCAUCUCCUCUUUGACUUCCUUGCAUUCAAGAACGACAUCAGCUUCUGGAAGCAGAAGAAAAGCAUGGUGGGAAUGUCCAGCAAAGCAGUGCUGUGGCGUUGUUUCAGCACCAUAGUGAUUUUCCUCUAUUUGUUUGACGAGCAGACCAGCCUGCUUGUCCUCAUACCUGCCGGCGUCGGCUCUAUUAUUGAAGUAUGGAAGGUGAAGAAGGCCUUAAAGAUUCAGGUUUUCUGGAAAGGAGGCAAACCAACAUUCCUGUAUGGGAAAUCAGAUGAAUCGGAGAGGAGAACAGAAGAGUAUGAUACUCUGGCCAUGAAGUACCUCUCAUACCUCCUUUACCCGUUAUGUAUUGGAGGGGCCGUGUAUGCUCUAAUCUUCCUACGAUAUAAGAGUUGGUACUCAUGGCUGAUCAAUAGUUUGGUAAAUGGUGUAUAUGCCUUUGGCUUCCUCUUCAUGCUUCCUCAACUGUUUGUCAACUAUAAGCUGAAAUCUGUGGCCCACCUGCCCUGGAAAGCCUUUACGUACAAGGCAUUCAAUACCUUCAUUGACGACGUGUUUGCCUUCAUCAUCACCAUGCCAACGUCCCACAGACUGGCCUGUUUUAGGGACGAUGUGGUGUUUCUCAUUUACCUCUACCAGAAAUGGCUCUACCCAGUGGACAAAACGAGAGUAAAUGAAUACGGAAUUUCUUACGACGAAAAACCCAAAGGAAAGACUCACAAGGACUAGUGAGAAAAGACGUUUUGGCUUCCAUGAUCUGGUAUCUUGUCUUCAGUCCACAGGUAUCCAAUGAUUGGUAUUGGUCAUUUAGCAUCAACUGAGCGGCUUUAACAGUCCAGAGGCACCUGGGAAAAAUGUUUUGGGCUCUGUUCAAUUAGUUUUAAUGGACCAGACACAUCCACAUCCUUGUGUUUAUGACUUAACGUCCCAUUUUGCAAAUUGUUGAAAGGUCAACAUCUGGUUAUCUGCCUCAUGCAGUCUGGAGAAUGUUUUUGUUUUGCAGUGUGUAUAAUAAUGGGGCAGAAAGAUCAUAAAGAUAAACCUCUAACCCGUUUCAAACUGACUCAACAACUUGGGAAAAAAUGUUGAGCCUUCUAAACUAGAAAUUCUGUUCUUCACAAUCCACAAAGCCAGUCACAUUAUUUGUGUAUUGGAACAGCUCCAUGCUAUUAUUAUAUCAUUGAAUGUCUUUUUUUUUUUUUUUAUACCUGGAUUUCCAGCUUUGCAUUUUUGCAAAUACUGGUUUGGUUGUGCUAAAAUAAGCAAGAGUGUAUGUAGUGUGAUUUAUUACAGACGGGUGGGACAAAUUAAGAUGAAACUGACAUUAUUUUCAGAAUUUUAAUAGCGAUGUUAAAAAGGGAUUUAUUAUAAUUUUGAACAUUAUGUUUACAAACAUUUUAAUUAACUGACUGCAUACAUUUUGAGAAGAGCCAAGUUCAGACUCCUUUUGAAGAACUAAUAUAUCUAAAUACAUUGAUUUUCCAGAUAAUCAUUCCAUAAGCGCAAAGUCUGAUACCUCAGAGCUUUCAAUUACAGUUUCCCAGUCCUAAGUUGAUGUAUUGUUAGCUCAAUUAAUCAUUCCUGAUGCAGAAUUUGAGUCCUUUUCUAGAAAUUAUAUGAAAUUGUGCUAAUUAUGUUUGAAUAUUGCUUGGUGAAAAGGUUAACAAUUUGCCUCUUAGAAAUUUGUAGACAUUUCAAAUGAUUUUUAUCCCAAAUGAUCAUGAAGACAAAGCUUUCAUGUUUUAACCCUGGUACAAAUUCCAGAAUGACAGAUCCUGUUUAACCUUCCAGUUAUAUACACACAUGCUUAAAAUGACCGAGGAUGAUGAAGAUUCUGAUUUGUUGCCAUGGAGAUUGGGAUAACUUGCCUAAACAUUCUUAAACUUUACUGUUCCAGAAUAUGUUGAGUUGAACUCUCCUGAGUCCACACAUUAAACAAUACUGACUCCUAUUACACUGUUUAAGCUGCCUACAUAUGAUAAGAGGUAAAACCACGACGUAGGGUGCAGGUCUAUGUCAUCAUUGCUUCUGGCUUUGGUUGAGCCUUUAAAGGUCAGCCAAAAUAAGAUCAAAGUUGAAAUCCUUUAAACUUUGAGUGCAGCACUUGCCAGCAAUUCGGAGCAGUGCGUUACGCCGAGGUAUAGUACUUCCUCUCUUGUUUUCUGCUCUGCUCUUCCAAAAGGAAAACAAUGGCACAGCCAGCGCAGAGCGGUUUUUACCGUGGAUCAUGUGUAGGGGGCUGAACACAGGAGGGUACCUCUGAAAGCCAUAGAGACCUUUCCAUCCACUCUAGUUUUGUAGUUUUACCUGCUCGAGUAUUUUUUACAUAAUAGGGCCAAGUAAAUAUGUUGGUGCCAAAUGUGAGAAUGAUUCUUUAAACUACUUCUGAGCUUUGUGUGUUCACCAUAAAUGGUCCAUCUGAUGUUUCUAAAUGUACACUGACAUUGUGAGAGAAACAGUAAAUGGGAAGACUUGAGGAAAGUAUUACUAUAUUUGGAUUUACAGUCACAUUUUGAUUUUUCUUCCAGAGUUCUAUUGUUUUAUUUUUGUUUUUUUAAAUAGAAGCUAUUAGGAUAAAUUAUGUCUGUGCACAAAGAUCAGCACAGCACAGUUUUUCUAUGCAUGUGUAAUAAGGCCAGGAGAGAUUUGCCAGAUUAUUGCCUUGAAAUGGUUUUCCUCUUUUGUAAUAUUUGUUUUUGGUUGUGAUUAAAUAAAAUUGUUGACUGAA